Molecule: messenger RNA, 4293 nt
Organism: Microcebus murinus (gray mouse lemur)
Lineage: Eukaryota; Metazoa; Chordata; Mammalia; Primates; Cheirogaleidae
Source: RefSeq, a predicted model, not a curated record
CUGAGUUCGGGGUCGCGUCUUAGCUCUUGGGAAAGGCCUCAGGUGCCUGCGCCUCAGAUCCUGUCGCGCCGUCACCUUCACCGGGGCCUGUACUGGUCUCUGGGGCCGCGGGGAGGACGCUGGGACACCCGGGAGCCGGGGAAUGGUUUACUCUGAGCAGAAAAUGAGUGACAGAAACCCAAGAACCCUUGCACAGAUGCUCCGGAGGCGGUGGAUUACAGUCUGUUCGUACGCAUUUCAGCGAGAGAGGAAGUGCAGACACGCAUGAAUGGGUCAGAUGUGUUUUCUACUCAACGCCAGAGGGAGGAAGGAGAAUCUGUGGCAAGCACGGAGAUGAUGCAACCCUGAUUAUACAGCAAGUGGAAAGAGAGCAGGAUGGGUUUCAAACAGGACAGGGUCACAAACUCUCCUGUGUGUAUGGGGUGGGGCUGGGGUUUGCAGUUUAAGGUCAUGGCCCAGGGAUCCUUCCAUCUUGAAGAAAAAGACAGAUGGAAGUCCAACCUGAAGACUGUUAGGGGCUGUGAAAAUGAGUAAUUCAAAAUCUAAGCUCUUGGAACUCUAAAUAAUUAAUAUUUUGAAUCUUAAUUCAGUGGGAUUAGGGGGUCUGAGUCAGUGACUGACAGCUGUAACCUAGAGGAGGGCCCUAACCUUGGGUUCCCUGGUUAGAGAUUAGCCUUCUUCCUGCCUACAGUUUGGUAAAAUGCUGUAAAUGACUAAAGCCAGCCAGCCGAGACCAAUUCCCUGUUCACUGCUGAUCUUCAUUAUAGAUUAACUUCCCUCUUCUCUUCCUCAUACAAAGACUUGCAUUGUCUUAAAAUGGAAUGUUAAAUACACUCUUUUAAAUUGCAAAGGAAAUAAAACCAGCUUUAAAGAAAAGAAAAUAAGCAGCAGGGGAAAGAAAACAAACUGUAACUAAAUUGUUGUAACUUAUGCAGCAGCCUUACGUAGAAAAUGUCCCAAACCAGACCCGCCACACUUUGAACUUCACCCCGCGCCUGGACUCGCUCCUCCCCCCACACAUCCACUUCCAUCCCCCAAAACACACCUUCCUUCCUUCUGACCCCCUUAACCCCUGCUUUCUCAGUCCUGAGCACUGACCGCCGCCCCUGGCCGGUAUCAGCUCCCCAGCCCCGGCUCCACCCUGAGCUCGGGACUAACCGCGCAGCGGUCCGGGAGCCCCCACCUCCGCUCGCUCUAGUUUGGGAAGUAGGACAGGUUCUGCCGCUGGGCCCAGGUUGUCUCUGCGCCCCUCCCCACACCCCAAGCCGGCCCCACGGUGCCAGUGUGUCCCGCACGGGGUCUUUUAAUGCAGUUAAAUUAUCUUAAUAAUUUCCUUCUCUACUUUAUACACAAAUACAGGAAGAAAUCAGGGGCCCUGCUGGUGUCUUAUUCUAACACUGGGACUGCGGGUCUUUGUCUUGUUUCACUGAUCAGUGUUGGUGAGAAGCAGGUGAGCACCCUGCAGUGGGCAGCAGAGCCUGAGGCCAGGGGCUCCAAGCUGAGGCCAGUCUGGAGGCUGCAAAGGGAGGGACAUGGGGCUCCCCUCGGGCUCCCCGGGCAGCCUGCCCUCCCUGCCGGGGCCGCCUCCAUCUGCUCAAAAAAGUCACAGAAGGAGCGUGGAUUCUGAGAAUCUGGACAGCGCCUUGGCUGUGGCAUGCACAGAGUCGCUGCAGUCAGGCUGUAAUUUCUGUGUGUGGAGAAAAUCUGGGAAGGUCAGGUUCAAAGAAAGAACAGUUUGUUGGAGUGUCUCCUGGAGGAAGCGUUUAUGAAUUGGACAGUUUAUUUAGGUCAGAACCUUAAACUUACACAAGAUGAAAGUUUCCUGCUGGUGCAAAUGAAGGACUCGGAGCGUUUUCACACUGUGAGGAGGCGUUAGAGGGGUAUGUCCUGCUUUAUCCCACAUUCCCGACCCCUGGAGGACAUCAGGCCCUCUGUCCUGUUGCAGUGUGGCCUGGCCGGGUCUGGGCUCCCCUCCUGCUCUGAGGCAACCGGAUCGCUGCCCUGGACACCGAGUCUGGAAGUCCCUGCACACACGCGACGCGCUCCGGGAAGAAGAACAGGGACAGCCCCGUGAGACUCAGUGGCCUUUGAGGAUGUGGCUGUGAACUUCACCCUGGAGGAGUGGGCUUUGCUGGAUCCUUUCCAGAAGAAUCUCUACAGAGAUGUAAUGCAGGAAACCUUGAAGAACCUGGCCUCUGUAGGGACAAAAUGGAAAGACCAGAACAUUGAAGAUCAGUACAAAAAUCCCAGGAGAAAUCAAAGAAGUCUUAUGGGAGAGAGACACAUUGAAAGUCAACAAAGUAGUCAGUGUGGAGCAGCCUUCAGCCAGGUUCCAGAUCACAUCCUAAACAAGAAAACUCCUGGAGAAAAACCUUGUGAAAGGAGUGUGUGUGGAGAAGUCUCUGCUGGUGAUUCAUCUUUGAAUAUACGUAUCAGAGCCGACACUGGACACAAACCAUAUGAGUAUCAGGAAUAUAGAAAAAAGCCAUACACACGUAAGCAACGUGAGAAAGCCUUCAGUUAUCGCUACUCCUUUCGAACACGUGAGGGACCUCCCACUGGAGAGAAACCCUAUGAUUGUAAGAAAUGUGGACAAACCUUCGUUUCUCUCAUAGACUUUCGAAGACACAUGGUAAAGCAUAGUGGAGAUGGACCUCAUAAAUGUAAGUUUUGUGGAAAACACUUUGCUUCUCUCAGUUUAUAUCUCAUACAUGAAAUAAUUCACACUGGAGAGAAACCAUAUAAAUGUAAACAAUGUGGCAAAGCUUUUGGUUGGUACAGUUCUGUUCGAGCACAUGAAAGAACUCAUACUGGAGAGAAGCCCUAUCAAUGUAAGGAAUGUGGGAAAAAAUUCAUUCAUUACAGUUCCUUUCAUCGACAUGAGAGGAUUCACACAGGACAGAAGCCGUAUGAAUGUAAGGAAUGUGGGAAAGCAUUCAACUGUCCUAGUUCCCUUCGGAGUCAUGAAAUGACUCACACUGGAGAAAAACCCUAUGAAUGCAAGGAAUGUGGGAAAGCAUUUACUCAUCGUGUAAGCUUUGAAUGUCACAUAAGAAUACACACUGGAGAUAGACCUUAUAAAUGUCAGAUAUGUGGGAAAGCCUUUUAUUCUCUCCGAUCAUUACAAAAGCAUGACAAAAGUCAUACUGGAGAGAAACCCUAUGAAUGCAAGCAAUGUGGGAAAGCCUUCAGUUGUUCCACUUCCUUUCGGAUACAUGAAAGGACACACACUGGAGAGAAACCCUAUGAGUGUAAGCACUGUGGUAAAGCCUUCAGCUGUUCCAAGUAUAUUCGAAUACAUGAAAGAAUGCACACUGGAGAGAAACCCUAUGAAUGUCAGCAGUGUGGGAAAGCAUUCCAUUAUGUCAGUUCCUUUCGUAGACAUGAAAGGUCUCACACUGAAGGGAAACCCUAUAAAUGUAAGUAUUGUGAUAAAGCCUUUACAUCUUCAACGAACUUUCGAGUACAUGAAAUAAUUCAUACUAGAGAGAAACCUUAUGAAUGUAAGGAAUGUGGAAAAACCUUCGUUCAUUCCAGUUCCUGUCAAAAACAUGAAAGAACUCAUACUAUUAAUAUAUGAGAAAAUCCAAUUAACGUAAGGAAUUAGGAAAACAUUCAGUUGUCCCAGUUCCUUUCUUUGUUUGAGACAGAAUCUUGCUUUCUUGCCCUGUGUAGAGUGCAGUAGCAUCAAUCAUAGCUCACUGCAGCCUCAAAUCCUAGGCUCAAGCAGUCCUCUUGCCUCAUCCUCCCAAGUAUUUGGGACUAUACGAGCACACCAUGACACUUGGUUAAUUUUUCUGUUUUUUAUAGAGAUGGGGGUCCCGUUCUUACUCAGGCUGGUCUCAAACUACGGAGCUCAAGCAAUCCUCCCACCUUGGCCUCCCAGAGUGCUAGGAUUACAGGAGUGAGCCACUAUUCCCAGCUGUCCCAGUUCCUUUCAAGCACAGCACAGGAGUGGAGAAAGACCUCAUGACUUACUUUACUUUUCAGUUGGGAAGAGAUCUGUGAUAGGACAAUAAAAUCUAGAGAUGGAGUUGAAUGAUUGAUUCCAUGAUACACUUCGACAAUACCUAAUCUUACAUGAGGAAGGCAUUAAUCACAUUUUAGUCACCAUACUGGGUGACAGGUUAAUACAGGUUGUGUGGACACUUGCUUACAGCCCAUUUUCUUGAUUCCUUGCCUUGGCAAUCAAGUAUCUUCAAAAUCCCUUAAGUUUUAUUUGUUCAGAGGUGUAGGUUUCCAGAGAUGUCCCCAGAAACUCAUGUUAAAGACUUAUCUGUCGUAAAAAAAAAA